Messenger RNA from Anisakis simplex (herring worm), 984 nucleotides. Lineage: Eukaryota; Metazoa; Nematoda; Chromadorea; Rhabditida; Anisakidae. The record is from the annotation of a GenBank genome assembly.
AUGGUUUUGCUUUUCGUACCGAGUAAUUCGUUUACAGCCGGUAUUGCACAGAAAUAUCACGUUACUAAAUAUCCAACUUUGAAGUUGUUCAGAAAUGGCGAACUUGUCAAAAAAGAAUACAGGGGUCAACGAUCAGUCGAGGCGUUAAAAGAGUAUAUGCAAUCACAACUUAAAAGUAAUAUUAAUACACUUGCAUCGGAAAGCGAGUUAUCGUCAAGUAUCAAAAACGAUGACAGAAAUGUGGUAGCUUAUUUUGCCGCGGAAUCAGGACCCGAGUAUGAAAACUACAAAAAAGUUGCUUCGUUACUUCGUGAUGACUGCUCUUUUUGGAUUGGAAUUGGGAAAAAUUUUGAUGCACAAAUGCAAGGCUCUGAUAGAUUGUUUUUCUAUCCUGCGAAUGCUGGUGAACGUUUAGAAUAUACUGGCGGUUUGGCCAAUUACGAUUUUUUGAAGCAAUGGCUAACGGAUAAAUGUGUUCCUUUGGUGCGUGAAUUAACUUUCGAGAACGCUGAAGAGAUGACUGAAGAGGGUUUACCAUUUUUGGUGCUGUUCAGAUCUCCAAAUGAUAAGAAUAUUGCAAGCGUUUUCACUGAACAAGUAAUACGUGAAUUAUCCGAUCAAAAAUCAUUGAUCAACUGUUUGAUAGCUGAUGGUAAGAAGUUCGCACACCCAUUGCAUCAUCUUGGUAAAGCAGAAAAGGAUCUUCCUGUGUUGGCCAUUGAUUCAUUCCGUCAUAUGUAUCUUUUCCCAGAUAUUAAACAAUUAACUGUGCCAGGUAAGCUACGACAGUUCGUGUUGGAUUUGCAUUCUGGAAAAUUGCAUCGUGAAUUCCAUCACGGACCGGAUCCCACCGAAGGGACUGCCGCUUCGGAAACUGAGAAGCAACAGGGAGAUGCGGACCUGACACAGCCUCCUCCAAGUAUCUUCAAAAAGUUGAAACCAUCUGAUACUCGAUAUUCUAUUCUUACUAAAGAUGAACUUUAA